GUUCUCAUGUUUUUCCGAAGCUGUUGAUGUACCCUACUCUGAAACAAACUGUACUGUUUUCUUUUUUUUCUUUCGAUGAUGCUGCGUCCUUACGAUAAACACCUCCUCGCUAAACAAGCACUUGUUGCAGUCAUCAAAGACUCUCCAUUUGACACUCUCUCUUCUUCUUCUUCUUCCAAUCUCACAUGGACUCCCGACGCCGUCAUCCAACUCCUCCGCUCUAUCUCCCGUUUCUCAUUCCAAUCCCACCGUUCCUUCGGCCGCCAAAACAACCUCUUCCGUCACCGCUCCUUACCCCUUUCAAAUCUCAAACCCCAUUCUAAUCCUUACCUAACCAACCUCGGUCUCCGUAAAGCCCAGGAAUUCCUCCAUUGGAUCCAUUCCCACUUCAAUUUCCUCCACACCCAAUCCACUUCCUUAGAAAUGGCCAUUCUCAUUACCAAAUCCAACAACACCAAAACCCUCUGGACUUUCCUCAAACAAAUAUCUUCAUCAUCAAUAAACAAUGCUAGUAACGAGCUUGUUACAACCGCGACCAUUACCUGUUUGAUAAAACUCCUAGGAGAACAAGGCUUAGCAAAAGAAGCCUUACUUACCUUUUACCGAAUGAGACAAUUCGGUUGCAAACCCGACGUACAAGCCUAUAACGCUUUGAUUAAUGCAAUGUGUAGUGUUGGGGAUUUCACCAAAGCAAGACACUUGCUUCAACAGAUGGAGCUUCCCGGGUUUCAUUCCCCUCCUGAUGUUUUCACUUACACUAUUAUGAUAAGCUCUUAUUGUAGGUAUGGUGUGAAGAUUAGCGGUUGUAGGAAGGCGGUGCGGAGGAGAUUAUACGAAGCGAACCGUCUCUUUCGUAUUAUGGAUUUUAAAGGUAUUGUUCCUGAUGUUGUUGCUUAUAAUGCGCUGAUUGAUGGUUGUUGUAAGACGUACCGUGUUGGUAGGGCUUUGGAGUUGUUUGAGGAUAUGAAGAAAAGAGGCUGUGUUCCUAACCGUGUUACUUAUGAUUCUUUUAUAAGAUAUUUUAGUGCUGUGAAUGAGAUUGAUAAAGCUGUUGAGUUUUUAAGGGAUAUGCAGAGGUUGAGUCAUGAUGGUGGGAAUGGGAUAACGGGUAGUUGUAGUUCUUAUACGCCGAUUAUUCACGCGCUUUGUGAGGCUGGGAGGGUUGUUGAUGCUUGGAGUUUUCUUGUUGAAUUGGUUGAUAGAGGAUCAGUGCCUCGAGAGUUUACGUAUAAAUUGGUUUGUGAUGCGCUUCGUUUGGAAGGAGAGGAUGCUUUGCUGAGUGGUGAAGUGCACCAGAGAAUAAAAGAUGGCGUAUUGGAGAGGUAUAGGCGGACCAUGAAAGUUAAACCAGUUAUGACUCGCAAAGGGUAUCCUGAGUUGGAAUUGUUUUCUUAAGAGGAAUUCAUUGUUUGGGUGAAGUAAUGGUAUGGAUUUGAUUAGGAUAUUAUCCAUGACAUGCAUUAUAAAGAACAAUCACUUACAAUUCUUUCUUAGAUGCUUUGUGCUAAAACAGUCAUGUUGACAAGGCAAUCACAUUAUUGACAAAAAUUAAAGAGCAGAGUAGUCAGCUAAACUUGUACACAUUCAAAAUACUUAUAGACAGACGGUGUAAAGGUGGAAGACGGAAGGACACACAUGAUGUUUUUAUGGAUCUUUUGAUCAAAGGUAUACUGUCAUGUAUGACCAAUGGGUUCUAUGAAGAAGUUAUCAAACAUUGUUAUUUUGAAUUUUGAAUUUCGAUAACUACAUUCCAAUCUUUAUUUCCAUUUA
This is a messenger RNA of Lathyrus oleraceus (garden pea), 1770 nucleotides long. RefSeq names its product pentatricopeptide repeat-containing protein At1g77405. The coding region runs from base 76 to 1395 and encodes 439 amino acids. Gene Ontology annotation, molecular function: protein binding. Lineage: Eukaryota; Viridiplantae; Streptophyta; Magnoliopsida; Fabales; Fabaceae. The record is from RefSeq and is a predicted model, not a curated record. The transcript has a single exon.